ACGUAAGCGUGAGUGAACCGAUCUCUUCAAGGAGGACAACUCUUCCACUCGUACCUGGCUUUGUUUCUCACUUUUAUCGACAAAACAAUUUCUCUGUUGAAUUUCGAUCUUUGUUUGUGUGAUCAGUCGAGCGGCAAGGAUAUUUAUUAUUACUAGUUGCUGUUUUCUAGCAAAUUUCCGCUCGGCAAGUUCUAUCGGAUAGUUAAUUACACACACAUACACGCAGGCGUACAAGCUUCGCAAUCACAACGACGCUAUAGGCUUUAUUUGGUUAUUGUGCACGACGGAUUAGGAACGUCUAAUAGUUUAGUUAUUAAUUAUAAUGACAUUAUUACCGCCGACGGUUGAGCAACAGAGGCGGAUCGAUGAGGAGUUGCCGCCAAAUCCAGAAAUGAGAAAACUCGAUUUAAUUGCAAUCAGAGAUUGGCUUGCUAAACAACCACAUCUUCCGAAACAUAUGGAUGAUAAAAGAUUGGAACACUUUUUAUUCGGCUGCAAAAACAGUAUAGAAAGAUGCAAAAUGAUAAUAGAAACAUACUACAGUGCACGAACAGCUUUACCUGAGUUCUUUGCAAACAGGGAUCCACUUGCAAGGGAUAUUCAAGAUUGUUGUGAUUCAAUAGAAUAUUUUGUACUUCCAAAAUUGACUGAGGAAGGUCACAGAGUGACAAUAUUCCGACUAAAGGAUACAGAUAUUGACAAGUUUUCGUUGACAGCAGCGACAAGGCGAGUUCUUAUGGUUUUGGAUAUUCGUCUGAUGGAAGAAGCUUCUCUCACAAACGUCAUGGUCUUUGACCUUAAGGGAUUCACAGCGGGUCAUUUCGCAAAAUGCGUACCAGCUCAAACAAUCGUGAAGAAAGCCAUGCUCGCUACACAAAACAGCAUGCCAUUUAGAUUACAUCGAAUUCAUUAUCUGAACGCGCCGUCUUUUAUCGGCAGUAUCAUGAACGUUUUUUAUCCGUUAUUGAAGGAAAAACUCAUUUCAAAGUUCCGAAUCCAUACCGGUGGGGGUGAAGAGUUACACGCUUACAUGGAUAAGGACAUUCUUCCAAAUGAGUACGGUGGUAACGCAGGUAGCUUUCAAGAGCUAAACGAAGCAUGGCGACUAAAAGUUGAGAAACAUCGUGACUGGUUUCUUCGCGAAGAAAAAAUCAGUCGAACAAACGAAAGUGCCCGAUUGCCUAACAACAAAUCCAAUAUUCUCAAAGAGCUUGAGGGUGUACAAGGCUCAUUUCGCAAGCUCAACAUCGAUUAAAAUUUCACUUAAUUAUUCACCUCAAUUAUCUAUUCUCUCUCUCUCUCACACUCUCUCAUUCUCUCUCUCCCUCUCAAUUUUAUUAUUAUGUGGAUAAUAAGAAGUGGAGCGUGACGCUCAUUUGUUAUAGAUUAUAGUACGAUUGCCUUUUUUAUUAGUUGAUUGUUGCUGUAAUUUUUACAUUUUGUAAU
Messenger RNA from Phymastichus coffea, 1446 nucleotides. Its product is annotated as alpha-tocopherol transfer protein-like. The transcript is spliced from 7 exons. The record is from RefSeq and is a predicted model, not a curated record. NCBI's taxonomy places the organism in Eukaryota, Metazoa, Arthropoda, Insecta, Hymenoptera, Eulophidae. Gene Ontology annotation, molecular function: phosphatidylinositol bisphosphate binding. Gene Ontology annotation, cellular component: membrane. The coding region runs from base 323 to 1255 and encodes 310 amino acids.